AUGGAAAUUCAUUCUAAAGAAGCACGAAUAAUCUUAGCUAUUAAGGCUAUUGAAUCAAAUCCAAAAUUAACAAUUCGGAAGACAGCUCAGCUCUAUAGUGUGCCUCGAUCUACAUUAGAUGAUAGAAUUCGAGGUAAACCUAAUAUGGCUGAAAGUCGACCAAAAAGCUAUAAUUUGACUGAAUUGGAAGAGGAGGUUCUUAUUCAAUAUAUACUCGAUCUGGAUGAGAGAGGAUUUGUACCUAAAUUAAGUGGUGUGGAAGAUAUGGCGAAUUAUAUACUCGAAUCGCGGGGUGCGAAGAAGGUUGGAAAGCUCUGGGCUCAUCGCUUUGUAAAACGAUGUUCAGAACUAAAGACGCGUUUUAAUCGCGUUUAUGACUUUCAAAGAGCUCUCUGCGAAGAUCCAGAGUUUAUUGAAGGGUGGUUCCGAUUGGUAUCGAAUAUGCGGGCAAAAUAUGGUAUUCAGGACUGCGACUUCUACAACUUCGAUGAAACCGGUUUUAUGAUGGGCGUAAUAUGCCCCGGAAUGAUUAUAACUGGUACUGAACGAUGUGGCAGAAGCAAAGCAAUACAGCCAGGCAAUCGAGAGUGGGCUACAGCGAUUAUAUGUGGUAAUGGAGAGGGUUGGAUUAUACUACCAUUUUUAGUGGUGCAAGGACAAUAUCACCUCUCUAAUUGGUAUACGGAAAGCGAUUUUCCUGCAGAUUGGGUUAUUAAACCUACUUCUAAUGGAUGGACGAAUAAUGAGACGGGUUUAGAUUGGAUAAAGCACUUCGACAAGUAUACUAUUCAUCGAAGGAAGGGCAAAUAUCGAAUGCUAGUAUUGGAUGGGCACGAAAGUCACGAAUCAAUACCUUUUCAGUUAUAUUGCAAGUCAAAUGAUAUUAUAUGCGCAAAGUUACCACUGCAUUCAAGUCAUCUAAUCCAACCACUUGACGUUGGAUGUUUUAGUGUAUUAAAACGAGCAUAUGGUUCACAAAUUGAAGGAUUUAUCAAGGCUCAUAUCAAUCAUAUCUCUAAGGUUGAAUUCUUUAUAGCUUUCAAAGCUGCAUAUCAACAAUCGAUUACAGUUCAGAAUAUGAAAGCUGGCUUUCAAGGAACAGGACUAAUACCAUUCGACCCUCAAGCUGUGCUCUCGAAAUUGGAUAUUCGAAUUCGUACGCCUACCCCUUUACCCAUUCCCUUGGAAUCUGCCGAUUCUUGGGUCUCUCAAACACCUCAUAAUCCAACUGAAGCUCUUUCACAAUCGACUUUAGUAAGAUCUCGAAUUGCUCGACAUCAAUCAAGCUCUCCUAUACCUAUAUUCGAGACUGUAGCUGCUUUGGCUAAGGGUACAAAACAACUAACUCAUGAAGUUACACUUUUAAGUACAGAGAAUUGUAUACUUCGAAAGGCAAAUGAGACAUUAAGCAAACGUCGAUGUGCUAAAAAAGUUCAACUACGGAAUGGAGGAGUACUUACUGGACAGGAAGCUGAGGAUAUAUUAUCACAACAAGAGGUAGAGGUUCAGAUUCGACGCGACGAGCAUCAAAAUGGGAGAAAUUCUAAUGGGGAAUCUUCUACUAGUCGAUGCUGUAGCAAGUGUGGAAAGACCGGUCAUAAUUCAAGAACUUGUCAGAAUGAUGUAAUAGAUCCUAGUUUAUUAGAUUCUUAA
Messenger RNA from Sclerotinia borealis F-4128, 1653 nucleotides. The record is from the annotation of a GenBank genome assembly. NCBI's taxonomy places the organism in Eukaryota, Fungi, Ascomycota, Leotiomycetes, Helotiales, Sclerotiniaceae.